This is a messenger RNA of Oryza sativa Japonica Group (Japanese rice), 1394 nucleotides long. RefSeq lists its product as uncharacterized. Gene Ontology annotation, molecular function: zinc ion binding; sequence-specific DNA binding. Lineage: Eukaryota; Viridiplantae; Streptophyta; Magnoliopsida; Poales; Poaceae. The record is from RefSeq and is a predicted model, not a curated record. Gene Ontology annotation, biological process: cell differentiation; regulation of DNA-templated transcription. Gene Ontology annotation, cellular component: nucleus.
UCCCCUCUCCAAGCGGAAACCUACCCCCUCUUCUUCCUCCGCUUCUCUCUCUCUCUCUCUCUCUCUCUCUUUCUCUCUCCUCAACCGUGCGGCUGCCUCCUCCUCGUCGCUGGGCAUGGAUGUGCACCCGCCGAAUGCGGCCGCCUCCUCGCUGGAGGAGUUGUUCCCGCACCAGCCCGCCACGGAAAGUGAUAGAAGUGGCAUAGAGUGGCUCUCUGUCUAUGUAGAGGACUGCUUGUCAACCUCUGCAUCCUGCACAAACCCUGUCUCUGCAGAACUACCGCCUAUUACAAUGGCAAGUCAAGGUGCUGCAAAACCAAAGUUACCACCACGCUCAUCUACCAAUGCAAGAAAAAAGAAAAGGAGCCUGGCAUCUGUCAUAAGCGACACUGAUGACCAACAUUGUAUCACGCUGUUUGUCGAGCCACCGCUACUCCUGCUCGAUCAUAAGGACUGGCUAGCAGAGAGUGAGCUUAUCCUCCCCAAGAAGGACAAAGAUGAAGAACUUGUCCAAGAGCAAGAACAAGAGGAGGAAGAGAAUUACAAAAUGAGUGCAGGAAUGCAAUUCCAGCAGGAGCAACUGGUGAUCACUUGUAGCUAUUGUUUGUCCAGCCAAUCACCACAGUGGUGGGAUGGUCCAUCAGGGCCUACCUGCGAUGCUUGUCGUCUGAGGAUUGAGGCGAGGAAUGGGCACACCACCAGUUCCAAGAAGCGCUAUGGCCAAGAGAUUGACAAAGAACAGGACAUAGGAAAGCGGCGAGAUAAGAAGAAGAUCAAGAAGGCUGUUUAUGUGAAUGAUGAGCUGCUAUCGGAGGAGCCAAUGAAGAGGUGCACCCAUUGCUUGUCCUACAAGACGCCACAGUGGAGGACCGGUCCCUUGGGGCCUAAGACGCUAUGCAAUGCUUGCGGUGUGAGGUUCAAGUCUGGCAGGCUGCUGCCGGAAUACAGGCCUGCUAAUAGUCCAACUUUUGUGAGUGACAUACACUCCAAUUCUCAUAAGAAGGUCAUGCAGCUGAGGAAUUCUGUUCCACACCCAAGGAAGUGAACUGGUGGUCGGGAACGUCUCGAUCUGUUGCGUUUAGUUUUAGGAACUCUUCAGUUGUAGAAGUAAGCUGAUAGUGAAGAACAUCUUAAUCUGUCUCAUUGAAUUUUAGGCGGGCUCCUUGGUCGUAGAAGUGAGCUGAUAAUCACAUCUCAAUCUGCUGCAUUGAGCUUUUAGGGGCUCUCAGCCUUAGAUGCUGAGAAAACGAAAGCAGAAUCUAGUUAGGCGUCAUGAACUCUUUGUUAGCUCUAGCCGUUUUUUAACUUGAGAAAUUAAUCUGCUAGUUGUUGGAGAUCAUCAGUUUAAUACCAAUGGGUGGUUGCUACCUUUGUUAUCCCACCAUUGUCUUGCA